CUUCUCAAGUAAACAGUGCCGGCUCGCGUUAGUUUCGGGCGGCGUAGCAGGGUUAACCUGCGCCAAUUCGGGGCUCACCUGCUUCCGCUGUCUUUGUGCCAUGCCAUCUCGGGGAUGCCUCCCGCUCACCUGAUCUUCCCCAUUCUACUUCCUCCCGAACCACCUUCACCGGCGUUCUAUCGCCGCUGAUCUUUGUCGCCUCUCAUCCGAGAUCAGAAGGACGGGAGCGGCGCGAUCGUCGAGGAGGCGACAUCCUUGGACCCGUCGUCGAUGAUGGGCCUCGCGUUGACGGCGCAGCUCGGCGCCCUAGCGGCGUGCAUCGUCCUCUUUCUGCCACUCGGCAUGGCCGGAUGGAACCUCAGCCGCAACAAGGUCCUCUUCUUCAGCGGCGCCCUUUUCAUCUCCCUCGCCGUUGUUAUCCACCUAGCUCCCCACCUCUCCUCGCUCUCCCUCUUACUCCUAUCCUCUCUCUCGCCAUCAAUCGGAACCGACGGCACCUCUUCCUCUUCCUCCGAUGCGAUUCCCGCUGCUUCUUUCUCCUCUUGCAUUCCUUUCCUCCACGACAUCACUUGGCGUCAAGAAUCUCCUUCGUCCUCGGCGGCAUGGCAAUGGACCCCGGCCACCCAUGCUGCGGGUUGCGACUUCCAGAGGGUCUCCCCCGCCGACGCCUCCGACCUCCUCAACGGUUCUUGGAUCCUGGUCGCCGGCGAUUCCCAGGCCAGGCUUCUCACCCUAGCCUUCCUCCGCCUGCUCCUCGACCCCGUCGCCCUCCCGCCCAUCGAAGCCGACCUCUUCCGUCGCCACUCUGAUUACCACGCCUCUCUCGCCGACCGCGGGAUCACCCUCGACUUCGUCUGGGCGCCCUUCGAAACCAACCUCACGACUCUCCUCCGCGGCCUCCGCAGCCGCAGUCCCGCCGGCCGCCCUGACGUCAUCGCCCUGGGCUCUGGUCUCUGGCACAUGUUGCAUUUCACCAACUCGUCCCUCUUUGGUGAGUCUCUCAUCUGGCUUAAGCGGGCCGCCGUGGCGUUGCUUUCGACUGCGCCGCUUCACCCGCCCCACAUGUUCUGGCUGGGGUUGCCGAUGCUGGUGAACUCGAUGCUUAACACCGAGGAGAAGAGGGUGAGAAUGAAUGAAACAGUGUGGGAUGAGUAUGACCAGGAGCUAGCGGAAAGCACCAUCCUGAGAAGCGACGGCGGGCCUUGUUUACAUGUAGACAUUGGAUCAUUGAGCCAGGGCUGCGGUCGAAGAUGCACGACUGAUGGGAUGCACUACGAUAAUGUGGUGUAUGAAGCGGCGCUUCACAUUAUGCUUAAUGCUCUUUUGAUUGAAUCUCAACAGCGAAUUUGAAACUUGCCGAGCUUGAUUACUUGGAGGAUUUUUUGAGAUUUCUGCUGAAAAGGUGUGCCUUCUGCUUACUGAUACUCUCUUGUGUGCUGUUGAAGAUUCACCUAUGUUUUUCACUUCACUUUUGAUCGUAGUUUUGAAAAUUGGGAGCAUACUUUGUGGAAUACAACAUUCUUUUUUGCCUAACUGGAUAAGAUCUAUGAUGUAACUUCAUCACGAUAAUACACAAGGGGAAAAAAAAAUAUAGAGAAAUCUUACUUGUCCUGUGAUGUAAGAACAAAUAUUCCAUCUUUUUUCUUUGCAAUGAAAAGUUUUUUGUUCUUCUUUUCUAGAAUUAUAUUAUAUUUCUAUGUGUGGUCAUGACUUACCCAGCAUGUGUUAUUUUCUUCUGAAAGCAUUCUUUUUUUUCCACUUAGUUUGAACGUAAUUAUGAUUUACUGCAGGACAACAUUGAAAGUAACUUAUUUAUUUUUCUUUGCAAGAGAUCAGCAUCCUCUCUAUCAAAAGAAAGAUAUAAAUCGUAUUCCUGUUCACUCAUGUUUUAGUAUACCAUUAGAACCAAAUCAUCCUGAAAAAUUUCGUAUUAAUGCUGUAUCUGUAAAUACAAGAUGAUCUCAAGGACUCGAGCACCUUACAAUCUUGUCUUUAGAAGUUGCUGAUCUCUCCUUAUAGUGCUUCAAGAGAACGAUUUUAAGAGUGCUUCACUUAUUAUAUUCAGAGGACUUGUGAUUGGCAUUACCAUCAGACAAAAGAUCAAUAAGUGGGA
This is a messenger RNA of Zingiber officinale, 2113 nucleotides long. RefSeq lists its product as uncharacterized. Bases 271 to 1350 code for a protein of 359 amino acids. Gene Ontology annotation, biological process: carbohydrate metabolic process. The record is from RefSeq and is a predicted model, not a curated record. Lineage: Eukaryota; Viridiplantae; Streptophyta; Magnoliopsida; Zingiberales; Zingiberaceae. The transcript has a single exon. Gene Ontology annotation, molecular function: acetyltransferase activity. Gene Ontology annotation, cellular component: Golgi apparatus.